AUGCCGGGCCAAGAAUCCAACACCAGCAACAGCAACAACUGGCGCCGCAAGACGCCGGCCACGGAACGCAAGAACAGCGACGCCGAGCACAAGAAGAAGAAGCCGCGUCGUGGCGGCCGCCGCAACAACAAGAACGCCAAUGGCCAGGCUAAUGGCCAGGCCGCCGCGCCGCCGGCCCCUGUUGCUGCUUCCCCUGUGAAGCAGGAGGCUGCGCCCGUGCAGGCCUCCAAGCCCACGAACCUGGACUACCUGUCGGAUGUUCUGUUUGCGUCGCUGGACAUCUCGGCCAAGACCAAGCGUGCCAUCGUGGAAGACCUCAAGUACGAGCGUCUCACCAACGUGCAGAACGAGACGUUCCCGCUUAUUGUGGAUGGCAAGGACGUGCUGGCCAAGGCCAAGACGGGCAACGGCAAGACCAUCGCCUUCUUGCUGCCGGUUAUCGAGAACAUGGUGAAGGAGGGACGUCGCUCCGGCGUCAUCCCGACGCUGGCCAUCUCGCCGACGCGUGAGCUGGCACUACAGAUCGCGACGGAGGCCAAGCGCCUUACCAAGUUCCACGACCUCAAGGUUGCUUGCUUUGUGGGUGGUGCCAACAUCAAGAAGGAUGAGCGCACGCUCACCAGCAGCGACCCGAUCGACAUCCUCGUUGCCACCCCUGGACGUCUUGUCGACCACUUGAAGCAGAACACUGGCAAGAUCGCCGACCGACUCGGCAAGGCCAGUGUGUUGAUUCUGGACGAAGCUGACCGCCUGCUGGACAUGGGCUUCCGCCCCGAUGUCAUGCGCAUUAUCGGAUACCUGCCGAAGGAGCGUCAGACGCUUCUGUUCAGCGCCACGCUGCCGGCCUCCACCGAGGAGCUGAAGCAGGUCGCGCUGCGCAAAGACUACUCGUUCGUGGACACGAUCGAUGAGAACGAGGCCGACACGAAUGUGCAGACCGAGCAGGAGUACGUGGUGUGCAAGAUGGAGGAGGUGAUCCCCAUGGUGGAGCGUAUCCUGGCUGCGCACAUGAAGCUGCCGGCGUACAAGGUGAUGCUGUUCUUUCCCACAGCUCGCUCGGCGCAGUUCAUGGCCCAGCUUUUCCAGGCUGCGGGCUUCCCUGGUGUCCUGGAAAUUCACUCCCGCAAGAGUCAGGCGGUGCGCACGAAGACGGCCGAGGCCUUCCGCAAGGGCCACAAGGUCAUGAUGUUCUCGUCGGACGUGUCGGCCCGUGGUGUUGACUACCCCGAUGUCUCCCUCGUCCUGCAGGUCGGCCUCACCGACCGCGACCAGUACAUCCACCGUCUUGGUCGUACGGCCCGCGCUGGUAUGAAGGGCAAGGGCGUUCUUGUCCUCGCUGAGUUCGAGACGCCUCUGCUGGACAAGCUGUCUGACCUGCCUCUUGAGCCGAGCAAGACCCACACCACUGCGAUGCUGGAGCCGUCGCAGUCGCGCGCGUUGGGAGUUGUCAAGAACCUGAAGCGCUACUCUGAGGUAGAGAAGUCGGCGCAGCAGUCGUACCAGGCGUGGCUUGGCUUCUACAACUCCAACUCGAAGCGACUGAAGCUGAAGCCCGAGCAGCUUGUCCACCUUGCGGCCGAUUACAGCAGCAUCGUCGGUCUGGACGAGGUGCCGAAGCUUGAGAAGAAGACCCUGAAGAAGAUGAACCUCCUCGGCGUGCCUGGCAUCGAGCCGUCGCCCUACACGCGUGACAGCAGCGGCAACUUGACCGGGGGCCGUGGAGGUGGCCGUGGCGGCGGGAACCGUGGUGGCUUCGGUCGCAGAUAAACCACCAAGGAAUCUGCUGAGGCUGCCAGAACUAGUAGAACGCCAAGUGACUUCCUCAUCAUUAGAACCCAAUCGUAAUUUAUUGCAACGAAGGAUGAGUCGGUUGACUAGAACAUA
Phytophthora sojae is the source of this 1884-nucleotide messenger RNA. RefSeq lists its product as hypothetical. The transcript has a single exon. The coding region runs from base 1 to 1767 and encodes 588 amino acids. The record is from RefSeq and is a predicted model, not a curated record. Gene Ontology annotation, molecular function: ATP binding; nucleic acid binding. Lineage: Eukaryota; Oomycota; Peronosporomycetes; Peronosporales; Peronosporaceae. Gene Ontology annotation, cellular component: mitochondrion.